Messenger RNA from Acanthochromis polyacanthus (spiny chromis), 2184 nucleotides. RefSeq names its product complexin 2a (gene cplx2a). Gene Ontology annotation, cellular component: SNARE complex; terminal bouton. NCBI's taxonomy places the organism in Eukaryota, Metazoa, Chordata, Actinopteri, Pomacentridae. The record is from RefSeq and is a predicted model, not a curated record. Gene Ontology annotation, biological process: neurotransmitter transport; regulation of neurotransmitter secretion; synaptic vesicle exocytosis. The transcript is spliced from 4 exons. Gene Ontology annotation, molecular function: syntaxin binding. The coding region runs from base 323 to 724 and encodes 133 amino acids.
UCGCUCCCCUCGUCCUGCAGGAAUAGGCUCUCUUCCUCCGCCGCUGCAGCUCUGACACAACCGGCAUGUCUGCAAACUGAGAGAGAGAGAGAGCGAGAGAGAGGUGGAGAGAGAGAGACGCAGAGGAACGCACGAUCCCUCCUUCAAGACGCACAACUUGUGUUUUGUUUCUUUUCGCUGAAGGAGAAUAGAAGACGGGUGGGUUUUUUUUACCACUGCGACGAGGCUUUUGUGGGGGUUUUGUGUGCAGGACGAGGAUCAAAACAAGGUCUUCCCCUGAUAUCGUGACCACUGAGGGAAGAGAACAGAGAACUGCUUCAUCAUGAAUUUUGUAAUGAAAGCUGCGCUGGGAGGAGGCCCUCCUGAUGUGGGCAAAAUGCUGGGUGGGGAGGAAAAGGAGGAGGAUCCUGAUGCAGCGAAGAAAGAGGAGGAGCGACAGGAGGCUCUGAGGCAGCAGGAGGAGGAGAGGAAGGCCAAAUAUGCCAAGAUGGAGGCUGAGAGGGAAAGCAUGAGGCAAGGCAUCAGGGAUAAGUACGGCUUGAAGAAGCGUGAGGUGGCCGAGGCCGAGGCAGCAGCCGCUGCAGAGGAGGCUGCAGAGGGCAGCUUGACUCGACCCAAGAAGGCCGUGCCGGCUGGCUGCGGCGACGAGGAGGAAGAGGAAAGCAUCAUGGACACGGUGAUGAAAUACCUGCCAGGUCCGCUGCAAGACAUGCUGAAGAAGUAGGUUAGCUAGCUGACUAAAGCUAACAUUAUUGGGCUUAGUUCAUAGGCUACAGUUUCAUGGUUGGCUUUAUUCAGGUUUCUUUCCUUUCACAUGCAAGUACGUAACAUGAAGUUAAAAUCGGGUGUGGUGUUUGGACAAAUCAAAGCUUCACGGUGGGGAAAUGAAUCAAAACCAACACUGUGAACUGCAGCCAUUAGACUAAGCUAGGCCGAGCCAACGGCCAGGGGAAUGUUAGCCUGACUGAUGUUACACUUAUGAAGCUAACAGCAAGCAGAGGGCCUAAAGACAUGUUAGAUGGUUUAUCCUUCUAGUCUGAGAAGUUUUAAACUCCUUUUUCUCUCCUCUGCGAUAGCUGCAGAACUCUCUUGCAGUACAGAAAAAUAAUCUCUUUGUCCACCACAUUCACUCUAUUUGUACAUAAAUAAAUGAAUACAUAACAAGCCUCAAGGUGGGCGAACAAUCAUAAAUAUUAUAUAGAAAUAUUAUUCUGUGUCUGUCUUGGAAAAAAAGAAGUGAUAACUUGAUAAGCCAUAUUUUAAAAAGAAAAUUUAAAGACUACUGUUGUGUGCUCCUAAGCUUCUGUUUAGCGUUUGACUAUGUCUGAAAUUUAUGUAAACCGUUUUGCACACAAUGUGACACAUUCUCUGUAAAACCUAUUGUGUAACUCCCCUACACGACCCCACAAUGGCCAACAUCAAGGUGUUAUACAUUCAUGUAGUAUAAUGUUUGAAAAAAAAAUAAGUUUCUACUCCCCCGUUCAGAGCGUCUCCUUCUUAAGUCUUGCAUGCCAUUUGUCUGGUCGAGUUUGUUGUGUGACUAUGUGCCCCCAACCCCCGAUCCACUUUUCUCCUCUUCUUUAUCAUGCAAAAAAUAUUAAGGCAAUAACUCCUAAGUUUGACUGUGUUUUCACUACCAUGUCGAUAUAACCGUUAAUAAUAAUAGUAAUAAAAAAAAGAUCUGUAUGCAUUCAGGAAAUUUAAUUUACAGGUUUGCAGGGUUUUGUUUUUUUGUUGUUUCAUUGUUUUGACGAAGAAUGACUGCGUAGCUGUUCAAACAGCGAAAACCUUAAGCUUUCAGCCAUAAAACCAGAACUUACAAUAUAUAUACUUUUACUAUCAGGAUCUACGAGACAGAAAGGAAUGCUGAAUGAUGCAGUAUGAAUAGCCAGUAUGUGUUUGAAUAAGCAGUGAUAACUGUAGAGUGGACAACAGGUCUGGAUUUGACAUUAUGUGAUGAAAGAGUCCAUCUUUCCACAAUACACACAUCCUAACACACACACAAAUACAGUGAAGAAAAUACUGCAGUUUGAUGACAGAUUUACUUACACAGAAAAGCCACAGAUGUUGAUGUGAAGAAGAUAUGAAGUGAUGCUCGAUUCGGUUCCAUUGUUGGUGUAGAUGUAAGACUGAGCCACUGACGGGUGAUGCCGAAUGCCAUGAGCAAUAAAGGAUUAUCAUGUA